Molecule: messenger RNA, 1274 nt
Organism: Botrytis cinerea B05.10
Lineage: Eukaryota; Fungi; Ascomycota; Leotiomycetes; Helotiales; Sclerotiniaceae
Exons: 5
Coding region: 154-993 (279 amino acids)
Biological process (GO): fatty acid beta-oxidation
Cellular component (GO): peroxisomal matrix
Source: RefSeq, a predicted model, not a curated record
CUUCAAAAUAUAUGUUCCAAAGCAGAGAGAAAACAUUUGGAAUUACUGCACAAUUCUUGAAUUUUAGCCAUUGUAUUCUUUCUAAUUCUUUCUAAACAAUUCAUUACUUGAGAUCUCACAAGGCCCGACCAAUCAACAAACCUAGCCAUCAGCAUGUCUAAGAAUAACUAUAAAGACAUUGUUGUCACCAUCCAAAACAAGAUAGGAAUCAUCAAAUUCAAUCGUCCUCAAGCUCUUAAUUCUCUGGGAGGAAGUCUAGUACCCGAGACCAUUGCUGCUCUACGAGAACUAAAUGAGCAUCCCGACACCGUAUUCACAGUUUUAACAGGAGAGGGUAGAUUUUUCUGUGCCGGUGCAGAUGUCAGACAAGAUGGCGCAUUAUCUGGCAAGAAGGAAUAUGCCAAUGCCGCGGAAAAGAAAAUUACAUACCUCUCUAAAUUUACCUUAUCUCUCGAACUCAUGCGCUCAAUAAUCGACCAUAGCAAAGUUUUCAUCCUCGCUCUAAAUGGGCCGGCAGUAGGAGCUGGAGCGGCAUGGUUUCCUGGGGUAGCUGAUAUUGUCCUCGCGUCUACAUCAACCUACCUCCAAAUUCCAUUCUCGGCACUUGGUUUAGUUCCAGAAUGUGGCUCGGCUAUUUCACUAACCCAAUCCAUGGGUGUUCAUCGCGCUAAUGAAUUCUUGAUGUUUGGAGGAAAGCUUACUGCAGAUGAUAUAUUAUCAUUUGGGAUUGCUAAUCGAAUCUUUGAGAAAGAAGGAUUCGAGGAGAAGGUGAUUGAGUACUUGGGAGGUAUUUUGAAGACUAAUGAUGGGAAGAGUAUGAUGGAGGCGAAGAGAUUGCAGAACUUGCCAUUGAGAGAUUCGAGAAUAUUGGCGGUGUAUAAUUCGAUUGAUGCGUUGGCUGAGAGAUUUGUUGAUGGAGCGCCAUUUGAAAGAUUUGAAGCUAAGAGAAAGGAAAUGGAGGCCAAAUCUAAAGCUCGAACCUCAAAAAUCUAGAGUGGGCAAGUUCUUGGAAUGUUGAUACAAUGCACAGAAAUAAAUACACAGAAUUUCCUAUAGACCGUGUUGUAGUAAAAUGAUCUAUCUGUUUCUUGGUUGCAGGCUUGCAUCCUCAAAGCGUUUGAAUCAUUUUCUGUAUUCUGCUGCUAGGAACAGCCUCCUGGUUCCUACCUGGGUAUAGCCAAUAAAUACCCUCCGGUUAUGAAUUUAAUCCUAGAUUAAUUAGAUUUCUAGGAUCUUGUGGAUAUUUUACACCAUUGAAUUGAUAGUUUUUCUCA